AUGUGUUCAUGGCAAGUUCCUCGAAAGCACCACGAGGCAGUUCAAAUUCUGACCAACGUUAGCGGGACUGCAAGGGCUGGGAAGCUCACCUGCAUACUUGGUCCCAGUGGUUCUGGCAAAACCACCUUGCUAAAUGUGCUGGCUGGUCGUCAAAGUGGUGGGCAGCGUCAUCGAAUCCGCAUCACCGGCCAGGUUUGGAUUUCGGGGCAGCGAGUCGACCCACGACUUGUUCGAUCGCGGAUUGCGUAUGUCAUGCAGAAGGACGAGAUGUUCGCAACUUCCACACCCACGGAGGCCUUGAGCUUCUCUGCUUCGCUCCGUCUUUCUGGGCCGAGGGAGGACCGGAAGGAGUUGAUCUCGGAGCUGCUGGGUUCUUUGGGACUCAGGAGUUGCGCAGACACGUAUAUUGGCAAUGCAGUCCUCAAUGGCUUGUCAGGAGGUCAAAGGAAACGAACUGCGAUUGGUGUCGAGCUGAUCACACGGCCUGAUAUAGUUUGCUUGGAUGAGCCGACAAGCGGCCUGGAUUCUUUUGCUGCAUAUCAGGUCAUGAAUGUCUUAACAGAUCUCGCAAAAGCCGGCUGCACUGUCAUUUGCACCUUGCACCAGCCCAGCAGCGAGAUUUUUGCAUUGAUUGACCAGGUGAUAUGUCUUUGUGGUGGCCACUGUUUGUGGGCUGGUGACCGGGAUCACAUGGCAAGCCACUUCACCAAGGUAGGAUAUCCGUGCCCUGUGGGCUUCAAUCCUGCAGACUUUGUCAUUUUCUUGAUGCAGACGGAGCCAAAGCCAAAGACCGAUGAGCUGAUUCGCAUUUGGACUCAAGAGCAAAUAGAUGGAGCACUUCAUCGCAGUAGCGAGUCCGGCCUUUCCACAGGCACCUUUCAUACUCAGCAUGAGCUAUGCAGGACACCCAAAGGCCGUGCGAGGAGGGCAUUCUUGGCUUCAUUCAGUGUUCAGAAAAGCUUUGGCAAGCAGCUGAAGCAGCUGGCCAAGCGCGAGUUGAGAGCUGUAGUCCGGGAUCGCACUACACUGGCAGUGAGGCAGAUUCCCACGAAAGUCUCGGAGUAG
Durusdinium trenchii is the source of this 1065-nucleotide messenger RNA. NCBI's taxonomy places the organism in Eukaryota, Dinophyceae, Suessiales, Symbiodiniaceae. The record is from the annotation of a GenBank genome assembly.